AGGUGGACAACAGCAACUUCUCAGAACUACUCUUCACUCCUAACUUCUCCCGAGCCUCUAGAAGAGAAACGCACUCUUCUGGGUCCUAACGGAGUCUGGAAGAAGGCUUUGGACAGAACAGGGACUAGGUUUUGUGGACAGAAACAAAGUGUUUGGGAGAGAUUAUGGCCAGUGGUCAAGCGCGCCCCCCGUUUGAGGAGGAGAGCCCCCAGCCUAGCACAACGGUACGGUCCCCCGAGGUGGUGGUGGAUGAUGAAGUGCCAGGACCAUCAGCCCCUUGGAUAGAUCCCAGCCCCCAGCCUCAAUCCCUUGGCCUGAAAAGGAAGAGCGAAUGGUCAGACGAAUCCGAGGAGGAGCUGGAGGAGGAGCUGGAGUUGGAGCGCGCCCCUGAGCCCGAGGACACCUGGGUGGUGGAGACGCUGUGUGGGCUCAAGAUGAAGCUGAAGCGAAAGCGAGCAUCCUCCGUGCUCCCUGAGCACCACGAGGCCUUCAACAGGCUCCUUGGGGAUCCUGUCGUUCAAAAAUUCCUGGCCUGGGACAAAGACCUGAGGGUGUCAGACAAGUAUCUCCUGGCUAUGGUCAUAGCGUAUUUUAGCCGUGCCGGCCUCUUCUCGUGGCAAUACCAACGCAUUCAUUUCUUCCUGGCUCUCUACCUGGCCAGUGACAUGGAGGAGGACAACCAGGCCCCGAAACAAGACAUCUUCUCCUUCCUCUACGGGAAGAACUACUCCCAGCGACCCUUGUUCCAUAAGCUUCGAUACCAGCUCCUCUGUUCCAUGCGCUGGAGGACGUGGGUUUCCCCAGAGGAGAUGGAGGAGAUCCAGGCUUAUGACCCAGAGCACUGGGUGUGGGCCCGAGAUCGCACCCUCAUUUCCUAGAGCUCCGGGGACAUGGAGGCCUGAGGUCAUCGGCCUGAGGGAAGAACACUGGGCCCAGGGGAGAUGGGAAUUUUCAGCAGGAAGUUUAUCGCGACGCUAAUGCCAGACACCAGGAAGGGAGAGAGGAGCCUCCUGUGCAGAUCAUCUAGAAGAAGCUGGACUCUUCUAGAAGGGGCAAAAUAGAUUGACCAGGUUUUCCUCCUAGGAGCCAUGGAGGUAUUUCUAGGAGUCAGUGGAGGGAAAGUGAGAAACCAGGGGUGUUUCUGGUUCCACCCCUUCCUGCGGCAAAACCUCCCUUUUCACGUUGCUGAAUCCCAGCCUCCCCUGGGCUGGAAGCUGGAGUUCCUGUUUCCUAUGGACUUGGUUGCCACAGUCCAGAGCAUUUGAAGGCACAGCGCAGGCACUCAGAUUGUUACGGAAUUCUUUGUAAAAUAUGAAAUUACUGCCAUAGGAUUUUAAGAGAUAGUUUAAUAGAUACUGUACAUUUUGUUGGUUUAUUUUUCAAAUGUUGGCCAUAGAAUUAUUACUAGGUUGAUUUAAAAUAGUUUGGGGUUUUUGUAGUUUUGAAAACAUGCUGUUCCUAUAGAGUUCUCUGACGGUUGUUAUAUACACAUAAAUAUAAUUUAGUUUUCAUUUUUAAGAGAGGAUUCUUUUUAUCGUAAAUGUUUUCUCUUUAAAUCGUUUUAUCUAUUAUUAAAUGUGCUCCUGAAGCGAGCACUCUUGUAAUCUAUGAUACUGACCUAAUAUAUCCAUUAUAUUUAUAGCUAGGUGGUAGUUCCCCUACAUUCUUGCAAAUAGAAAUGUUUAUUUUCUGUUUACUGUUUGUUACUGAAUUGUGAGAAUUCAGUUGUGAUUUUUAACAUGCCUUCCAUAUAUACUAACAUGUCCAAUAUAUACUAUACAUUUUAUUUGUUUAUUUUGAAAAUGAUGGGCAUGGCAUUAUUACUACAUUUAUUUAACUAGUUUAGAAAUACAAGUAUUUUUUAAAAGACACUGUUCUUAUGAAGUUGUGUGAUGGGUGUUACACCUGUUAUAUACACAUAGAUAUAAUUCUGUUUUCAUUUUUAAGAGAGGAUUCUUUUUAUCCUAAAUGUUUUAUUUUUAAAUCUUUUUAUCUGUUAUUACAUGUGCUGCUGAAGGGAGCACUGUUAUGACCUAGAGUAGUUACAUAAUAUAUCUAUUCUAUUUAUAGCUAGGUGGCAUUUCCCCGAAAUUCUUGUAAAAAUAAAUUUUUAUUUGAUGUUGAGUGUUUGUUUGUUAUUGAACUGUGAGAAUUCAGACGUAAUUUUUUAGCUUGUAUUGAAAGGUUUGUAUGUUACUUUAAAGAGGACAUGUGUUUGAAAGGAGGACAGGAGCUGUGUGUUUCAAAGAGGACAGUGCACUGCGCUACCUGGGAAAAUGCAAUAAAGAUGAAGUUUUCUCAUCUUCA
This is a messenger RNA of Homo sapiens (human), 2307 nucleotides long. RefSeq names its product speedy/RINGO cell cycle regulator family member E4 (gene SPDYE4). Gene Ontology annotation, molecular function: protein kinase binding. Lineage: Eukaryota; Metazoa; Chordata; Mammalia; Primates; Hominidae. The record is from RefSeq and is marked validated. Bases 165 to 878 code for a protein of 237 amino acids. The transcript is spliced from 7 exons.